Messenger RNA from Homarus americanus (American lobster), 1134 nucleotides. RefSeq names its product myb-like protein I. NCBI's taxonomy places the organism in Eukaryota, Metazoa, Arthropoda, Malacostraca, Decapoda, Nephropidae. The record is from RefSeq and is a predicted model, not a curated record.
AUGCGUGUGAAGGAAACAGGACAGGAGAUAGUGGAGGUUAUUAGGCGGUGUGUGGAGACCAUGGAGGUUAUCAGGCGGUGUGUGGAGGCCAUGGAGGUUAUCAGGCGGUGUGUGGAGGCCUUGCUAUCAGCGGUGUAUGAGGUUAUCAGGCGGUGUAUGGAGGUUAUCAGGCGGUGUAUGAGGUUAUCAGGCGGUGUGGAGGCCAUGGAGGCGUUAUCAGGCGUCAACUCUUCAAACAUCAUCACCAUUAACAACUUCUUCAAACAUCCUCCCAAUUCAAUAACAACUCUUCAAACAUCCUCUCCACCAAUAACAACUCUUCAAACACCAUCUCCACCAAUAACAACUCUUCAAACAUCCUCUUCCACCAAUAACAACUCUUCAAACAUCAUCUCCACCAAUAACAACUCUUCAAACAUCAUCUCCACCAAUAACAACUCUUCAAACAUCCUCUCCACCAAUAACAACUCUUCAAACAUCAUCUCCACCAAUAACAACUCUUCAAACAUCAUCUCAACUCUUCAAACAUCCUCUCCACCAAUAACAACUCUUCAAACAUCAUCUCCACCAAUAACAACUCUUCAAACAUCAUCUCCACCAAUAACAACUCUUCAAACAUCAUCUCCACCAAUAACAACUCUUCAAACAUCAUCUCCACCAAUAACAACUCUUCAAACAUCAUCUCCACCAAUAACAACUCUUCAAACAAUCUCCACCAAUAACAACUCUUCAAACAUCAUCUCCACCAAUAACAACUCUUCAAACAUCAUCUCCACCAAUAACAACUCUUCAAACAUCAUCUCCACCAAUAACAACUCUUCAAACAUCAUCUCCACCAAUAACAACUCUUCAAACAUCAUCUCCACCAAUAACAACUCUUCAAACAUCAUCUCCACCAAUAACAACUCUUCAAACAUCAUCUCCACCAAUAACAACUCUUCAAACAUCAUCUCCACCAAUAACAACUCUUCAAACAUCAUCUCCACCAAUAACAACUCUUCAAACAUCAUCUCCACCAAUAACAACUCUUCAAACAUCCUCUCCACCAAUAACAACUCUUCAAACAUCAUCCUUGCUUCUCUAUUUCAGAUGUUACUUGUACCUCCCGCAGUGUGUCAGGUGAAGUCAUACUGA